Chanos chanos (milkfish) is the source of this 1429-nucleotide messenger RNA. RefSeq names its product chromosome 2 C11orf96 homolog (gene c2h11orf96). Bases 362 to 730 code for a protein of 122 amino acids. The transcript has a single exon. Lineage: Eukaryota; Metazoa; Chordata; Actinopteri; Gonorynchiformes; Chanidae. The record is from RefSeq and is a predicted model, not a curated record.
UACAGAUACACACAGCAACAGAAAGACAGAGAGACAGAGAGAGUGAGAGAGAGAGGAGCAAAUCCAGUCACUGAUCCGAUCGGUCCCAUGGGGAAGGAGACAUAGAGAGUCAAGAGAAACAGCGGCGCAGUCUGGCUGGAGACCCAUAGAUAUAGUCCAAACACGAGGAUUUAGAUCGGACACUGUGCCUGGACAGCACUCAGUCCCACUUUGCCAGGUUGUUGGGAGAAAGAAACACUCUAGCAAGAGAAAGAAAACACCAGGAUCUUUUUUUAUUUUGGAAGAGAAACACAGAAAGAGUUUCUCACUCUCUUGCAUUUUUAAGAGCAUUUGCACAAGGUGUUUUGUUUCUUCUGAACUUAUGGCUGCACGUCCCACAGAAGCAGUGGGUUUUCCCAUGCUCCCUGCUCACCUCCUGGCCUCCGCAAUGGAGGAGUUCCCCCAACAGCUCCCGGUGCCCAAGUGUCCGGCACGGGGCCGCAGCCGGCCCAGACGACCUCGUGAAGCCCGCUUCAAAACGCAGCCGGUAACCUUUGCAGAAAUUGCCGAGGUGGAAGAGGAGGGGGCAUCCCCACUGGAGGAGGAGAGAGCCAGGAGGUCCUUCCUGCAGUCACUGGAGAGCCUGAGGAGAAGCACACAGACCCUGCACAGUGGAUCCACACGACCUGGCAGAACCACCACACCCACACAGGCGAGUCUGGAUUCCAGUGACUCUGACUCAGCCCAGUGAAAGGACAAGGGAGGGGGGGGGGGAGAGAGAGAGAGAGAGAGAGAGAGAGAGAGAGAGAGAGAAAAGGUGGAGACCUUUCUAACAUUGCCACAUAAACUAGCCUCUCACCGUGUUAACCCUGGGUCCUGACUAAAGCGGCUCUCACACACAGAAAUGAAUUUAGUUGUACCAUGCAUCUGUUAACAUAACUGUAUUUCUGGUAAGGCGUUAAUGCAUUGGUUUAUUUGCAAAACUCCUCUGGUCCUUUAGGCUGCCUCCACUACUCAAGCUGCUUAAUGAGAGCAAAAACUGUAGCAUGUGUGAUGAUUCUUUGAUGUCACUUUUCAUCCUCACGUAUGUUCCCCUUUUCUUCCUUAUGUGAAACUUCAGGACUGAAGAGGGAUCAUUCUAGUAGAUGUAUGUGUUAUGAACUUCCCUACUUAGAAGCGCAGAAGCCGAGAGGUCACUGUUGUUACCUGUGCCUUGGUAGACCUGGUAGAGAUGGUCUUUCAGUGGCUCAGCAGGAAGGGCAUCCAGUCAUGACUAAGACAACAGCUAAUGGGCAAAAUGUAGAGAAAAAACAACAGACAGAGAAAUGCAGGCCAGGUUUACUGAGGUUCAUUUUAGAAAAUCCUCUGAAAACUGACCUAACUGCUGUCCAGCCCUUAGGGUAUAUUUUCCGUAGAAAUUUAAAUACUGAUGAGAGAAGAAACUUUUUUA